Molecule: messenger RNA, 5024 nt
Organism: Salvelinus sp. IW2-2015
Lineage: Eukaryota; Metazoa; Chordata; Actinopteri; Salmoniformes; Salmonidae
Source: RefSeq, a predicted model, not a curated record
CAUACGAAGUGACGCCAUCAUUUGUGUUGCUGGAAGAAUACUAGUAGAGAAGGAAGGUAGUUAACUACUUGGAUGCGAGCAGAGAAGAGGAGGACAUUGGAGGUUUCGACGUUUGCAAAAAAUGUUGGAUGCCAACCGCCGUUAAAUCUCAUCAAAGAAGGUAUCGACGUCAUUACAGGUGCCUGCAGAGUUCUCGAAUCUUCGUCUUCCUCAUAGAUUCCAGGCAUGGCUGAAGCCCACCAGGCCGUGGCCUUCCAGUUCACGGUGACUCCGGAAGGCAUCGACCUGCAGCUGUCCCACCAGGCCCUCACGGAGAUCUACCUCUCAGGCCUGCGCUCCUGGAAAAAGAAGUUAAUCCGCCUCAAGUAUGUCAUUAUAACCGGGGUGUACCCGGCCAGUCCCUCCUCCUGGCUGUUUGUGGUCAUCGCCAUCCUGGCCACCAUGUACAUGCGCUCCGACCCCUCCAUGGGUCUCAUCGCCAAGAUCCAGGAGCACCUCCCUCCCAGUCAGUCUCUGAGUGCCCAGUGUCAGACGUUGGUGUCGGCGGUGCUGUUCAGCACGCUCCUCUGGUUCUCCCUCAUCUUCACCAUGCGCAUGUGCCUCAAGCAGCUGCUCUCCUACCACCGCUGGAUGUUCGAGCAGCGCGGCAAGAUGUCCAACACCACCAAAGUCUGGGUGGCGCUGGUGCGGAUCUUCUCGGGCAGACAGCCUCUCCUCUACAGCUACCAGGGCUCUCUACCAAACCAGCCCGUGCCGGCCGUCAAAGACACGGUCAAGAGGUAUCUGGAGUCGGUGCGGCCGCUGAUGACCCCUGAUGAGUUUGAACGCAUGACGUCGCUGGCCACUCAGUUUGAGAGCAGCCUGGGGAACCGGCUACAGUGGUACCUCAAACUCAAGGCUCUCUGGGCUUCCAACUACGUGAGCGACUGGUGGGAGGAGUACAUCUACCUGAGAGGACGGAGCCCUAUCAUGGUCAACAGCAACUACUACGGCAUGGACUUCUUGUAUGUGACGCCCACCCCCAUCCAGGCUGCCAGAGCAGGCAACACCCUUCAUGCCUUCCUCAUGUACCGCAGGAAGCUCAACAGAGAGGAGCUCAAGCCUAGUCGUGUUCCAGGCACUGUCAUUCCUCUGUGUGCAGCUCAGUGUGAGAGGAUGUUCAACACCACACGCACUCCUGGAGAGGAGACCGACACGGUGCAGCACUGGCAGGACAGUGACUAUGUGGCGGUGUACCACCGGGGGCGCUACUUCCGUCUGAGGAUGUACUCGUCUAGCCGGCCGCUGUCACCGCGCGAGAUCGAGUCGCAGCUCCAGAGGAUCCUGGAUGACCCGUCGCCCCCCUCCCCUGGAGAGGAGAAGCUCGGGGCCCUGACGGCUGGAGACAGAAUUCCCUGGGCCAAGGCCAGGAAGGAAUACUUCAGCUUGGGCGUGAACAAGCGGUCACUCGACUGCAUCGAGAAAGCAGCGUUCUUUGUGACCUUGGACGAUGACGAGCAAGGCAUGAUGGGAGAAGACCCAGCUGCUAGUCUGGACCGUUACGCCAAGUCCCUGCUCCACGGGAAGUGUUACGACAGGUGGUUUGACAAGUCUUUCUCCGUUGUGAUCUAUAAAAACGGGAAGAUCGGUCUGAACGCUGAGCACUCAUGGGCCGAUGCACCGGUGGUAGCACACUUAUGGGAGUAUGUGUUGGCCACAGACAGUUUCCAGCUGGGGUACAAUGAAGAGGGCCAUUGUAAGGGAGAGGUGGAUGCCUCUCUGCCCCGACCUCAGAGACUGAGCUGGGACAUCACCCCAGAGUGUCAGGAGCAGAUCUCCCAGUCUCUGGCGGUGGCCCAGGCCCUGGCCGACGACGUGGACUUCCACGUCUUCUCUUUCCGGGACUUUGGCAAGGGCAAGAUCAAGAAGUGCCGCGUCAGUCCUGACGCCUACAUCCAGCUGGCCCUUCAGCUGGCCUACUACAGGGACAGGGGCGUGUUCUGUCUGACCUACGAGGCCUCCAUGACCCGUCUGUUUAGGGAGGGCCGGACCGAGACUGUGCGCUCCUGCUCCAAUGAAAGCUGUGCCUUCAUCAAAGCCCUGGAGGGAGGAGAGGGGGUCGAGGUGUGCAGGAGGCUUCUCCGCCAAGCCUCAGAGAAGCACCAGAACCUGUACAAACAUGCCAUGACCGGCGCCGGCAUCGACAGGCACCUCUUCUGUCUCUACGUGGUCUCCAAAUACCUUGGCGUGGACUCUCCCUUCCUGAAAGAGGUGCUGUCCGAGCCAUGGCAUCUCUCCACCAGUCAGACUCCUGUCCARCAGUUGGAGCUGUUUGACAUGGUCAACCACCCAGAGUACAUCUCCUGUGGCGGAGGCUUUGGCCCGGUGGCAGACGAUGGUUACGGGGUGUCCUACACCAUCAUGGGAGAGAACAUGAUGAACUUUCACAUCUCCUGCAAGCACUCCUGCCCACAGACUAGUUCCCACAAGUAUGGAGGUCAGAUCAGGCAAGCCCUGCUGGACAUGCUUCAGCUGCUCUGCCCAGACCAAAGAGAACCCUCUAGAACAGACCAGAGCCAGACCAAGAAGGACCUGUAGAUCUGGAGAGGAGAAUCAGAACCAAGGGUGGAGAGGGUAAAAGGGGGGGGGGGGGGGGGGGGAGGAGAAGAAGAAGAGAAGGUGGUUGUGAUAAUUUGAUGGUGAGUGUCGGAAGAACGUUGGAAUGAUGUCAAUGAGCGUUAUAGGGUGACACGACUGCCGUUUUUAGUGUGUGGUUUAAGGUGGUUGUGAUAAUUUGAUGGUGAGUGUCGGAAGAACGUUGGAAUGAUGUCAAUGAGCGUUAUAGGGUGACACGACUGCCGUUUUUAGUGUGUGGUUUAAGGUGGAUGGGUUAGGUGAUUGACGGAUCAGUAUCUAUGAUAAAAACUAAUUGGAUGAAAACCUAACUUUUUUUUUUGAACAUGAAUUUAUAAAAUAGUGAAGGAGGGAUAUGGAUAUAUAGUUAAAUCCUUAAACCUUUUGUAUUUGCGACUGUAUGAUUUCUGGUCUAACUUUACAAUAAGUGUCCCUAAUAGUGUAGUACAUACAAAAACAGUGUAAUAAAUGACUGUAGGUACACAUGGUUAGUGACGUAUCUCAAUUUAAAGUAUUUACAAGUAUCUCAAAAAUAAUUUGCAUGAGAGAUUUAGCCACAAUUUAUUUGAGUUUGUGUAAUUACAAAUAUUACGAUUUUUAAACAACUGCAAACAGGCCUGACUUUUGGAAGUACUCUGGAACAAUACAGUACAUAGGCCUSCACUGUAAUAACAUUGUACCUGCCUAUGUAACUACCAUAGGUAGUCAUUAGAGACACUUAUUGUAAAGUGGGACUUAAACUUCUAAAGCAUUAAUAAUGUUUUACUUGAAUGCAGUGCCCGAACCUUGACCGUUACUUUGGAACACAAAUUAGAACCACAUUGACCAAAUUAUAAGGCCCAAUGUUUUGCGCAAUCAUGUGUCAUAGCAAGAUUUGAACCUGUAUUUUAAGCCUUAUCCAGAAAUGAGAAUUGCACCAAAAAUGAAAGCUAUUGUYUGARGAUGGUGCUGGAUCAUCUGACAUAAAAGGAAAAAGUGACAGUUUGAUGUUAAAGCUUUAAAUAAAAGGCUAAAAAAUCCAAGCAUGCCACGUUUUUGCAAAACACAGGGCCCUACAAAUAACAUCUCAUUAUGACGCGACUAUGGUCCAUUGUAAAAAAUUAUAAUACAAAACAAAAAUCUGCAUUCUAAGAUUGAGGUAACUAUUCGUGAAGUGUAUCUCACUAAGAUGUGCAAUGUAUCAUUUUAAUUGCAGUAUUCUGUUUCCUAGUACACAGUGCAAAGUUCACUUUGGAUUUGUUUUUUCUGCUCCAAUUGGUUCAAAAGGCACAACAAUGCAAAUAAAAUGGAAUUUGUUUUCUACAAUUUUACUCAUCCAUGUUGAUGGUAGAGGUUUUCUCCUCAGGUUACAAAAUGUCAAUAUGUAAAAAAGGGUGAAAUGCAAAGUCCUGCAGCGCUACGGGACUGGCGCUAUUAACGCACAGCACAGUUUAGUUGGCAUCAUCAUGGCAAGUAUUGUUUUUCAUGGGACUUUGCUUCUCGCUACGGUCUUUGGGCUGUGAAGCAACUGCUCGUCGAAAAUUCAACCAUUUGAACGAAACAAACAAAACAAACUCUGUGGACCCGGAAACACCAGGGUUUCCUAGCUAAAUCUUCUUCAUAUUUAACUCUGGUUUGCAGAGUAACACAUGAUUGUACUAUGGUGUAUGUUGCUAGAUCGUUACUGCACUGUCCAGGAGGCUUUUAACUUUUACACGGUGGUGAAAUGACCUAGGUUUAUUCUGCUCUCUUCACCCAAUGACUCUAACCCUUUAUAAAGCCAUUUAUAAAGCAAUAAGUCCACUUCGACCCCUGUUAUCUUUCUUUUAACAGUAGGAAUUCUUAUCCUCUUAAGAAAUCAAACUAGUUUGAGUAUCCAUUUGAAUGAUACGGUCCAUGCAAUGUUGGAUUUGUUUGACAGCCCCUAAUGUUGUUUUUAUAUAUUCAAAUAUUUGACAGUUUACUUUCCAUGACUAGGGAGGGUGUAUUACAGUAGCGGUGCUCUUUUCUGAGUUCACCAAGUCAUUUCACUACCAAAUGUAAACCUCUACUGGGUAAUGACGCUUUUUCUUUGUACAUUUUAAGUUAUGUUUCAGCAAGCCGAUAAUAUUUUUUUUGAAGAUUUGCGUUUGUGCGUCUUUAUCUCUUUCUGUCCAUCGGCCUGAUUUAAAUAGAAUGAUUCAACGGCCAGUACAUUUUACCAGUGCCACAAUUUGUGUACAAAAUUGUAUUUUUUUGUUGUUGCAUUCAUAAUGUAUGUGUAUGUACAUAUACAUGUAUGUACUCGGUUUCCUUGUCUUUGCUAGUUCUUUUCUCACUCCAGAUCAACCACUGAACAGCUGAGCGUGUCACGAUAUUCUUAAGCAUUUAAAUGUAAUGGAAAAACAAAAACGUAUGAAUUUUCUAUUUUAUUAAAAAGAGAUUCAGUCACA